GGAAGGUGGUGGCCUUGAGCUCGGGGGAGGGAUCGCCUUUUGGUGGGACGGUGCAGGUUCAUCCUGGACGAAUGGCCAAGGAAGAUGCGGAGUUUUUGGCGAUUCCUCAUGCCAUUCUUGCAUCCAAGGAUGAGCCUGCGGACGAAGUUGAGGCGUAUGAUGAAGCUAUCAAGAGGAAGGGACUGGGUGGUUUUGUGGAGACCUAUUGGGAUAUGUGGCAUGGGUGGAUGGGGGCAAGGGCUGACCUUCAGCAGGAGGCCAGUCUGAAGGAAUAUACUCGAGGAUAUGGACAGCUGGCGGAUUUCUUUGAGAAGUAUUUGUCAUAGGUUGAACUGAUAGAUUUUGCUUUUUCAAGUAGAUGACUGUACUCUGGACAGUGUCAGCGAGGUCGGGUGAAUAGAUCAAUGGAACCGAUAAUGAAGAGUAAUGCCGAUGCCUGGCAGCCUGAAUGACCUGUGACGCAGGCUAGUCCAAAGGGAGCUAGCGGCUGAGUCAAUGUGCGCAGUUCUGGAACC
Messenger RNA from Aspergillus versicolor CBS 583.65, 515 nucleotides. RefSeq lists its product as uncharacterized. The record is from RefSeq and is a predicted model, not a curated record. Bases 72 to 326 code for a protein of 84 amino acids. NCBI's taxonomy places the organism in Eukaryota, Fungi, Ascomycota, Eurotiomycetes, Eurotiales, Aspergillaceae. The transcript has 3 exons.